Molecule: messenger RNA, 669 nt
Organism: Prunus armeniaca (apricot)
Lineage: Eukaryota; Viridiplantae; Streptophyta; Magnoliopsida; Rosales; Rosaceae
Source: the annotation of a GenBank genome assembly
AUGGCUGCAGAACAGUUGUGCUUUUCCAAACUAGAUGAAGAAGCUCAAGCUUUCAGUGCAGAACUGGAAAUUUUGUUACAGGGUGAUUUGGGCAUCAACAUGGUGUUUAUCUUGUCAGAGAAGUUUAGAGCAGCGGAAGGACAAGAACGCACCAUGGAAAGGGAUUUGUGCUUUUCCAAACCUAUCAAGGAGAUGGCCAAUCAUCUUAGACCCCUGUUCAUCACCGCAAACUUUGGUGGGAAUCCUAUCCCUAAAGUAAUGGUGGAUGGAGGUGCAGCCAUCAAUCUACUACCUCACAGACUCUUGGUUAAACUGGGCAAAACAGAAAAAGACCUAAUCCCAACGCGCCUUACAGUCACCAAUUUCGCUUGGGCCAUCACCAAGACCUAUGGGAUAUUGGAUGUGCAUGUCAUAGUAGGAACCAAGAAGCUGAAGAUUGCUUUCCUUGUGGAGGGACUGGAUCAACCAGAGUUUAUGUGUUCCUUCCACUCUACACAACAGUUGGCCCUCUGGCAUGAAGAGGGUUUUAUGGAGAUAAUAGAGGCUGAUCCACGACCAUUUCUACCAUCUGCAUUGUGCUUUGAGGCCAAGUAUUAUCAUGAUGGUCUUGGUCCCUUUACUUUCUUUGGAGUCAAUCAGAGUGGCCGCCCCCAUGGUGUCACGGCCUAG